Callorhinchus milii (elephant shark) is the source of this 2288-nucleotide messenger RNA. Its product is annotated as suppressor of cytokine signaling 2-like. Gene Ontology annotation, molecular function: 1-phosphatidylinositol-3-kinase regulator activity. Gene Ontology annotation, cellular component: phosphatidylinositol 3-kinase complex. Gene Ontology annotation, biological process: intracellular signal transduction; phosphatidylinositol phosphate biosynthetic process. NCBI's taxonomy places the organism in Eukaryota, Metazoa, Chordata, Chondrichthyes, Chimaeriformes, Callorhinchidae. The record is from RefSeq and is a predicted model, not a curated record.
AGGCUGGUAUUGGGGAGCGCUCACAUCCCUUGAAGCAAGACAAAUUCUUAAUCAGACCACUGAAGGCACAUUUCUCAUCCGGGAUAGCUCGAACCCGGAAUACCUGCUGACUCUUUCAGUCAAAACCAGUUCAGGACCUGCACACCUCCGCAUCGAGUACAAUGAGGGGAAAUUUGGCUUUGAUUCGGUGGUUUUGGCGAGACCAAAGCUCAGAAACUUUGAAGACGUUGUGGAUCUUGUUCAGCAUUACGUUUUGCUGUCCAAGACCACCCAAAGUGCGCACGAGCAGUCAAUCUCACCUGUGACCAAAGACCCAGUCAUUCACCUGAAACUGACCAAACCAUUGUACAUUACAACGCCCUCCUUGCAGCAUCUCUGUAGGAUCAUAAUCAACAAGACGACCAAGAAGACCCAAGAGCUUCCACUACCUUCUCGACUAAAGGAAUAUUUAUUAGAAUACCCCUUCCGUCUGUAAAUCCGUUUGUGUGUCCCAGUUGACCAAUAUAAAUUGCUAUAUAAAAUGCGUGUGGGCAGUCAAUCCAGGGAACCCGUCCUAUCUAGAAAACGACCAGCUUUAUCCGCUAAAACUGAGAUGCAGUGGAAUUCUGUAAAGAUGUGGACUGGAGACAAAUGUACCAAUUUUUAUAUUUUUGGUUAAUUUAAUGUACAAACAAAUGUUUGUCAUUUUCUCAGUAAAAACAAAUCAUUUACACUUUUUUUGGAAGGGGUGGGGUUUGCUGUUUUUAAACUUUGUGUGCCGUGUUUGAGAAGGAACCUGCAUUUUUGUAGAUCCUCAUCAUCUCAAAAUGCUUACCAAGUAAUUGCUGUUAAGUGUAGUGACUGUUUUUGUAGGCGAACACGACAGGCAUUUGCACAAGCAAAGUCCGAGAAGCAUUCUCGGAUUACAAAGGAUGGUUUCACGACAGAUACCAGGAAGGUUUUCUCUUCCCAGAAGGUAAUUAACGGCCGGAACAGGAAGCAUGGUCGAAGCUGGAGGCCGGACUCUAUUUUAAAACAAAACAUUUUGAUUCUGUGAUGGGAGAACAGUGAAGUGCCUGUUCCACAGUGAUGAGAUCAGAUAGGAUCCAAGGGUUGUCUUCAUUCAAAUUGAUCUUGUGAUCUUUUGAUACACGAGCUGAAUGACCAAUUGUGUUGUAUUACACAGGCAUAUUGUUGAUGUGGAUUACACUGUAUAUGGAAUUGUUGGUGCCCGAUGUAGAAUGAUGAGUGAUUGGAGAGUGCUCAGAUACCUGGCGACUGCGGUUAUUCAUGAGCGUGGAGAAGCGAGGAAAUUGGGAUUAAAAGAAAAUGCUUGACCGUUUCAAAUGUAUUUUAAGUGCAUUUUGAAAUAUCCAAGCAACUUUCUGAAUUUUACUGUUAUUUGUGAAUCUAUUUCGAUAUAUUAAAUUAUUCAAACUGAAAUGAUACUCUGCUGUAACCCCAAAGUAUGCGAGAUCUAAUAUUUGGGUAGGUAACAGCUACUGUAUAUUUUUUUAUUAUAUCUUAACACGCGUGUUUUUAAACAUAAAAAGGCAAUAUCUGGCUACUUACAAUUUGUAUUCUUCCUGGGUGCCAUCUGAAUCACAAAAGAAUAAUUAACUUGAAGAGUUACAUGUUUACUGUGGAUUUAGAUAAUUUGGCAAUGAAACAUUGCUCUAAAAUUGUUUGUUUAGGCAGCACGGUAAUUAAUGGGGAGGAGGGAAUUACCAGAUGGCACUGUUAGUGUACAUUGGAAUCUCUGUUCCUUCUUGUUAUGCUGGCCUCCUUUAUUCUGUAUGUUAAAAAAAUAUAUAGGUUAUAUACAGGACUCCUUUGACCUGUCAAAGUUGGUGCUUGUUAUAUUAAGGAUCGUACCGAAUUUUUUUAAAAAAGACUUAAUUGCCAAUCCAUUGUAAGACAGUUUUUUUUUUAAAAAAGCAAUGCUCACUCUCUUGGCAUUUUGUUCUAGAGCUUGUGUGUGUGUAUGUGUAUAUUUAAUACUAUCUCUGUGUAUUCCUAGCAACAAUCUCAGGCAGUUUAAGUGGUUAACGUUUGACACUUUGCCACUUUUCUAUUUUUGACUGUACCAUCUGCAAUGUAACCAGAGGAAUUUCAAAUUGUAUUUGGGCAUUUAAUAAAGGUUUUUUUUCCGGUCUGGCUUAAGCAAAGGGAUGAUGGUAACUCCAAUGUUUGGGUGCUGUUCGGCUAUUGUAGAGAUUGGAUUCUCUUAAUUUACAGUGAAGUUCUGGAUUAUCCCUGACACAUCAGAAAGCUGCUAAUGUCAUUAAAUUACAGCCUUUGAACAACUA